Molecule: messenger RNA, 718 nt
Organism: Camelina sativa (false flax)
Lineage: Eukaryota; Viridiplantae; Streptophyta; Magnoliopsida; Brassicales; Brassicaceae
Source: RefSeq, a predicted model, not a curated record
UUGGCUCUGCUCUUCGCCGUUAGAUGUCUCUCUUGCCUUGAAACGUCGAGGCGAUCUACUUACUACUGUCCAUGUGGUCGCUGGAGAUGCGUUUGCUACUACUAGACGUUUGUUUGAUCGCGCGGAAACUAUGGCUUAUGGAGAGAGAAGAUCAUCGAUCUUGGACUCAUUCUCGCUCUCGCCUCUACCGUAUCCGGUUCUUUUAAUCCUAGCCGUGGCUUCGGUGUUCUUGUUGACGUCAUGGUACUUCAGCUUGGAAGAUGCAGCCGAGUCAGCGGAAGAGCAUAUGAAUCUUGCUCUUCUCUUGAUCCCUCUGUUUCUCAUAGUCUUGGUACGUUGGUUAUCUUCCAUGGAGAACCCUGACGCUAUUCUUGGGAUGUUUUCGAACAGUCAACGCGGGGCUACGACUUACGUGAGUCCCGCUGCCGGAGAUGGCGGUGGAAGCUCGCCGUGGGGAGUGGCGGCAGUUAUAGUUUUGUUGCUAGUUUUGCUUCAGUAUCAGUCAAGUUUCUUGGAGAUGUGGUCUGGUUAAUGUUAUUGAUAUUGAUAGAUAGGCUUCUUCACAUGUUUUGUUGUUGUCGUCUUGUGGUCACUAUGACGUCACUCAAUAUUACUAUUAAAAAAAGGAUAUGAUAAUUUUUCAAAAUGCGUUAAUUUGAAUAAUUAAUUUGUACAUAUAUAUACAUGAAGCAUGAAGUAUGAUGGACUAUGCUGUAGA